UGCGUCCAUAAUCACCAAACAUUUGAGCAAGGAAAUAGCAAGGCUCAACUUAAGACCAGCCGGCAAUGUGAUUGUGGGAAACAUGCCUUCCGAGAGCAUGUUUGAAAAGAACGGCUUUCAAGACGUUGGAAAAUGUACAUUAGAUUUUUUAAUACAUGGUCUUUGUAUCGUGGAUUUAUUUGUACAAGUGAUUACGUAGAUGCCACUUAUAAUUAAUCCCAACUACCUUAUUGUAAAAAAUGCCUCAAAACGGUGACAUCUUGGUGGUAAUACCGGAUGAAGACCUGCCUGAACUAGCUCAACUGUAUGAGAAACAUCAGGAUGUAGCUGCUCAAAUAUAUUGUGCAAUUAAAACGGCCAUUCGAUGGAACCAACAAGGAGUAAAAAAGUUCUUAUUUACUUCUCCAAAUAAUAGUUGGAGAGAGGAUGGAACUAUUUUUGUAUUUGUUGAGUUUUUAUAUAAAGAUCUGAUAAUUUCUACCUUAACGAAUAAUUAUGAACAUAUCUAUGAAGCUCUAGAGAAAACCAAAAUGAUCAAAUCUGGCACAACUCUUCAAUUCUAUUCGUUGGAUAUAAAUUUUACUCCCACCAUAUUGGAUUGGAUUAAAAACACCAACAAAACUUUAAUGUAUAAUUUAUCAGGAAGAAACUAUUCAAUGACUGUAGAAGAAGCUUUAAAAUUAGACACAAGUUGCCCACCAGAAGUUCUUAUUAAGAAAUUAGAUGUAACUCAUGUUAAUCAAAUUAAUAACAUUUGGCCUCACAAAUAUCCAAAUUCUGAUAAGUACAUGACUGACAUGAUCAAACUGAACGAUUGUUACGGUGUAUUUCUUAAGGAAAAAGGUGAUCUUGUUGCUUGGGCCUUUACUCAUCACAUAGGAAUUUUGGGAAUUAUACAUACUGAGGACAAUCAUAGGAAGAAGGGUCAUGGAUCUUUGAUCACCAAGUUUUUAAGCAAGGAAAUUGCCAAACUUGGAUUGAAACCUAUUGGUUAUGUCGUUGAGGGAAAUACUGCUUCUGAAUCCAUGUUUGAAAAGAUGGGAUUUAAGGAUGAUGGACAAUACUCUUAUAUUAAAAUUAUUUGGUAAUAUAACAGUUGUUGAUAAUAUCAAUUUGCAUUUUGGCACAAUAAAAUGAUUUUUAUUUGU
Messenger RNA from Aethina tumida (small hive beetle), 1148 nucleotides. RefSeq lists its product as uncharacterized. The record is from RefSeq and is a predicted model, not a curated record. Bases 240 to 1088 code for a protein of 282 amino acids. NCBI's taxonomy places the organism in Eukaryota, Metazoa, Arthropoda, Insecta, Coleoptera, Nitidulidae. Gene Ontology annotation, molecular function: acyltransferase activity, transferring groups other than amino-acyl groups. The transcript is spliced from 5 exons.